AUGCAAAAUUAAAUAUUAACAAAUAGAUCAAUAGUCAAACAGGACAGGAUCUCCAAAAUAUUAUCAAAUUAUAAGACUGAAAUUGAUAAACACAGUUAGUAAAGCUUUAGAAUGCUUAGUUAGAAAAUAAAACGAAAAAUAGGAAAUCAAAUUAGUGAUAACUAAGCAAAAUAUCCCAUACCAAAAAAUAAAACUGAGGUAUCCAGAUUCUUUAGUGAUCAUUCUAAAAGCCAAUUCCAAAUUAGUGUUAAGGAUCUACUCUUACAUAAAAGUCAAAUCUAAAAAUUAUAAUCAAAAAAACCCAAAGAUGACAAACAAAUGGUUCCAAGAAUAAACAAAAUUCAAAAUGAUAUUUUUAAAAAUUAUCUUGCUCAAAGAAAUUGUAAUGGUUCUAAAACUUAUAGAGACUCAAAUGUCCGAAUCAAAAUGAGUGACAAAAGUACGCAUUCUCAAUAAGCCCUCUUGCAAACACUCAUCAACAAGAGUUAUGAAAAUAAAUUCAACGAACCGAGAGAUUCCCCAGAAUUAUGUUACGCUUCAUAACAUAUAUUUAAACUGCUUUAAUAAUCAAUAAAUGGAUAAAGCAGUCUCCUUCUUCGUUCUGGCAGUUAAGGGAAUGUUGCAAAUACUUCAUCAUCCAAUAAUAAAACCGCGGAUCCAAAAUUCAAUAAAAUUAAAACAUUUCUAGAAUCAACCAAAACAUUUCAUAGUAAUACUGACCCAUACAAACUAACAACAGAUCAAGAACUUCUAUAAGCUAAAUCAAAGUUUGUUAAAGUGAAUUAAAGUAAAAUUUAAUCUCUUUUAUAAAUUGCAAAUAAAAUCAAAAAUACCAUGGAUGCAUUGAAUCAAAUACUAAUUAAAUAAGAAAAAACAUCAUCUAUAAUAUCAAAUCUCAUAUCUUAUGAAUUGUCAUCUAGAGAUAGUAUCGAGUCAAUCUUUACUUUAGAAUGA
Molecule: messenger RNA, 954 nt
Organism: Paramecium tetraurelia
Lineage: Eukaryota; Ciliophora; Oligohymenophorea; Peniculida; Parameciidae
Exons: 4
Source: RefSeq, a predicted model, not a curated record